AUGUCACAAAAUAUUUCAAAUGACUCAAAUUCAGCGGAAAUUAACGUAGUAUUGACAAAUUUCCAAGGUCUUCAAUACGAUGCCAAUGAAGAUACAGAGUACGAAGUUAUUGCUUCCUACGUAAACAGUAUUUUGAGCAAUGAUCGCAUCAGAAUAAAUCAUAAAUCACACAAACCAGAAAUCAUCAUUAAAAUUCCAAUUGAUACAGCAGAUGAUGAUGAGAUAUCCAAUCUAUUUUUGAAUACUUUAUUGCUUACUCUUACUAAGCAUGAAGAUGGAAUGAAUGAGGCUAUUGGAUACUGCAAUAUUGAUUUAUCAAGCUUAUGUUCUAUUAAAUGUGAGAGCUUUAAAAGCCACAAACAAAUUAAUUCGGAGAAAAUAACGCGGAAAAUAUCAUUUGAUGUAAAGGCUUUCACUGAUGUUCCAUUACUCAAAACCAACUAUGAAAAUUGUCUCUAUUUUGUAUUGGAAUCAAUUUGUGGGCAUUAUUUUGAAAAUGAUAUGAAUAGAGAAAUUUUAAUUGCAAUUAAUGCUCCAUUUAAGGCUUCAAAAACAGCUUUAUUUAAAUUGAGUUCAUGCGAACUACAAAAAGGAGUUAAUUUGAAUGCAGUUUUUAAAUCGGUUAUUUUAACCAGUGAGGCUUCUUUGUCAUUGCAUGAUGACAUUCGGGCAUUCAAGAAUGUUUCAAUAGAAUUAUUAAUAAACAGCAACGAGCAUUUAUUUGGGUCUAUUAAUUGUGAAGAACUACUUUAUGUUGGACGAACGACAAUCCGUAAUGUUGUUCCUUUAUACCGAUUUGAUAAUGAUGUAUUUAUAGGGUGCUUCCAACGCAACAGUAUAUUCUACACACCAAAAUCGCAGUCGCUGGCAAAAAACAAAAGAAUUUCUAGGAAAAAGGAUGAUAUUCAUCAUGAAUCAGAUAAAUUGCUAGAGGAUAUAAAAGCAUUGAAUAAUGAAGGUAAUCAAAUCACCGCUGUUGUUCGAAUGGAAUUAGAAAAGCCUUUGAAUACAGAAAUACCAUAUGAAGUAUGUAUGCAUUCAUAUACAAAGGGUUAUGACAAACUUUCGAGUAAAAAUAUCUUAAUUAGUGAUAUGAAAAAUGAGCUUUUAUGCAGCGGAUUCUCCUUGGAAACUGAAUUUUCAAUUACAUCCAAAAUAACAGUUCUAUUAGAUCAAACUUGCUUUAAUGAUGAAACUUUUUCAUGUAACAUAACAUCAGAAAUUAAUAAUUCGAAGAAUCAAUGCAGCGAGCAGCAUAAAUUCAUUUUGACUGAUGUUUAUAAAUCACUGGAUAUGAUUGACAAGUCUGAAGAUAUUUUCCUGCAUGAUAUACACAAAAACGAUACAGCCUGGCUGGACUACGCAAUUUUCAAUGCAAAACAGGAAGAGUUUGACAAGGUGUCAAUAGCUGUAGAUGAACAGCUCAAUAUAAAUCCACAAUCAUUGAUUUCAAAUAUUCUUAAGGCUUAUUUACUUUUCAAAUCGCAAAAAUAUCCAGCCAGUCUGAAUCUUUUGAGCCAUCUAAAAGCAAUAUACGGUGAAAUUGAAGAGUUAUGCAUCAUGCAAUAUGUGAUUAAUGCUAUGCUCGGUUUAGAAAAUGAUCCAGUCAAUAAUAAUUCUAUAAAACAUGAGGAAAUAGAAAGCAUCUACAAUCGUACAGAGCUUUUGUGGUUUGCAUCAACAGAUGACUGCUUCAUUAGUUGGCAAAAUUUAUUCAUCAAAUCAGCAAUUUUCUUCAUCAAAAUUGGAUGUUAUGAAAUUGCUGAACUUUGUCUAGGAGAAUACUAUCAGAAGUAUGGAAUCAAUGUUAAUUACUUGUAUCUUUUGGCAGCCAUUGAUACAUCAAAGGGAAAUUUUAAAGAAGCUUUAUAUCAUUUAAAUAGGAUUUCCGAGAAUGAUGUUGUAAAUCAUAAUGUGAAUUAUUGCAAAAUUGUAAAGUCAAUCAUAUUGAACUUAUUACAUACAAGGAAUUUUAAAAAAGCUGCAGAACUGUUCAACACCUACAUUCAAACUCAAUCAUGUGACAACUUUCUCAUAUUAUAUCUUCUUGGAUCGCAUUUUAAUCGUACUAAUGAGUUUGUUAUUGCCAAAGAAUUUUUAAUUCAAGCUGUUAAACUGUUUCAUUGCCAUCUCGUGUUCCUAGAAUUGGGAAACUGCUUUGUGGGAUUAAAUUUGCUAGAAUUGGCGGAAAAAGCAUUCUUGAAUGCACUUCAGUUUGAAACGAAUGACAUUGACUCAUUAGUGAGUUUAAAAGAAACAUACAAAAUUCAAGGUAGAUACGAUGCUAUAAAUUUUUGUGAUUACAAUAUUCAAUAUAAUAAUAAUAUAAAUAAUAAUGUUCAUUAA
Molecule: messenger RNA, 2346 nt
Organism: Chironomus riparius
Lineage: Eukaryota; Metazoa; Arthropoda; Insecta; Diptera; Chironomidae
Source: the annotation of a GenBank genome assembly